UUGCAUGUCACUCAAAUGUUCCUCAUACGCCAGAAGUAGUUCUGUGGCAAUUGGUUAGGGCUGUGAGUACAUGUGAGGGGCUUUCUCAAGUAGUCUUUCUAGGUUGUCCUCUUUGUCUGGCCCCACACUGAGAUGAACAAGGUGGUUAGAAAGGGUGGUCAGCUAAACACCCCACUUGUUCAUUUUUUGGUUUAUUUGUCAGGGACCAUGUAUGUGCAAAAACCCAACUAAGGAGAGACAGAGAGAUAAAGGUGUGCAAUGGUUUGGAGAGCAGAUUAAAUCAAUGUUUUCACAAAGUUUUUAAUGACACUGUAGUAAACUAUCAGUGCAUUUUUUACUUCCAUUUUCCAAGUCUGUGUGCAUGUGAGCGUGCGUGCAUGCAUGUAUGAAAGUGUGUGAAAGUUUAAAUGAGUUUAUCUCUACUAUGAGCUCAUUAUUAUCUACUUGUCCUGCCACAGCACCAGUCACCUGGCUAAGUUUUCUUUUGAGAGAGGAGUAGAUGGAGAGUGUGAGUGAGAGGUGGUGUGAGCUUUUCACAGACCCACCCAGUGUGUGUGGGUGGAAGCUGUGGGUUCCAGUCCCCGAGUUUUUAUAAGACUGAGAUGCUUAGAUAGAAGCACACAUCUCCUGCACACAGAGGCGACACACACACUCACGCUCCUCUCUCACACACUUUGCACCAUGAGUGGUACACAGGGCUAUCCUUACCCCCAGGUGUUUCUAGUGGACAGUGGUAGAGGUCCACAGCCGUCGGUCCAACCUCCAGGCAUGCUGCCCUGCUGGUCCUUCCCUCCUGCCCAAGAGAGAGUGAUGGAGCGGGGCAGGGGCAGAGGCUGCAGGGGGGUUGGCUCCUGGAGCCUGACUAUGGCUCUGCUGUUUCUGCUGCUGCUGGUGUUUGGGGCAUUGGGACUGGGUACCUACCAGAUAAUCAAACUACAGACUCAACUCGACGGGAUACAACAGGAAAUUAACAUUGAGAUUGAUGGUCGUGGGCCUGAGAAGCUAGUGGGUGACCUUCCAGAGACCGAUCCAAACAGAGGGAAGACAGCCGGCAGACCUGCAGCACAUGUUAUAGGCCGGAUUGAGAAGCAUGUUUCACAGAAUACCUUGCGUUGGGAGCCAAAGGCGGGGCGGGCCUUCACAGAGGGGGGCGUGGUCUAUCGGGAUGGCGGUCUGCAAGUCAACGAAACUGGGCUCUACCACAUCUACUCCCGGGUGCAGUUUGAAGCCAAUCACUGCACCCCUACAGAUGCCUUGGUUCACUCUGUGUUUGUAAGAAGGCCAGGGAAUCGCAAGUCUCUCACCCUAAUGGAGGGGCACAGGGAGGGCUACUGCAACCUGGGCUCUCAUGGGCAUGUCUGGACCUCGGGGAGUUACCUGGGAUCCACACUGAAGCUUGAAAAGCAGGACUGGCUGUAUGUGAAUGUCUCCCAUCCAGCCAUGCUCAGCCACGCUCAUCAUGCCAACUUCUUUGGACUCCACAAGAUCUAGAGAACAAGAGGAGAUCUGUUUCAUGUCUAUUUUCUGGCCAAUGACCAUUAUAUUUUGCCAGAACAGUAAUGGCAGUGCAAUGAGCAUUCAUUUAUUUAUUUGUGAUGUUAGAAGUGCAGUGGGUCUCAACUGAUAUUUCAAUCCUAGAACCUUAACACUAAUAUGCUUGUGAGGAAAGUGGUAUUUAGUAUUUAUUCUGAUUUAAAAAAUCUGACACUGAUGAUCCCAGCAGCAGGUCUGAAUGUAUGUUCAUUAGAACGCAGAGAAAUAAUAUGCAUGUUUGGGAUUUAAUAUAAUGUCAACGGGUAUACAACGUUCUAUUGUAAUAAAUAAGUAUUUUAAAGA
Oncorhynchus tshawytscha (Chinook salmon) is the source of this 1836-nucleotide messenger RNA. Its product is annotated as tumor necrosis factor ligand superfamily member 6-like. Gene Ontology annotation, molecular function: tumor necrosis factor receptor binding. Gene Ontology annotation, biological process: extrinsic apoptotic signaling pathway via death domain receptors; positive regulation of canonical NF-kappaB signal transduction; immune response. NCBI's taxonomy places the organism in Eukaryota, Metazoa, Chordata, Actinopteri, Salmoniformes, Salmonidae. The coding region runs from base 682 to 1491 and encodes 269 amino acids. Gene Ontology annotation, cellular component: membrane. The transcript has 3 exons. The record is from RefSeq and is a predicted model, not a curated record.